AUGGAAGUUAAAGCAAUGGAAUACCAAGAAGGAGAAGAGAUUCAUAACUGUUUGAUUAAGCAGAGAGAUAAUCCCAAAAGGAGAAGGGAUAAGGUUUACAUUGGCUGUGGAGCAGGGUUUGGUGGUGACAGGCCUUUGGCUGCUCUUAAACUGCUUCAAAGAGUUGAAGAACUGAAUUAUUUAGUCCUUGAAUGCUUGGCUGAGCGUACUCUUGCUGAUCGAUAUCAAAUUAAGUCGUCUGGCGGCGAUGGUUAUGAUUCCCAGAUUUCUAGCUGGAUGAAUAUGCUGUUGCCUCUGGCUUUUGAACGAGGAACUUGCAUAAUUACCAAUAUGGGUGCUAUGGAUCCUCUGGGUGCUCAACAGAAGGUCUUAGAAAUAGCUACUGCACUCGGGCUUGAUGUCUCUGUCGCUGUUGCUCAUGAGGUGUCUGUUACAGAUUUAGGUUCAGGAUUUUCACCUAAAAAAAUAUAUAUCACAGAGGGUGGUAUCAGCACCUACUUGGGAGCUGCUCCUAUUGUUCAAUGUCUUGAGAAGUACCAACCAAAUGUAAUAAUCACAUCAAGACUUGCAGAUGCUGCUUUAUUCUUAGCACCUAUGGUUUAUGAACUUGGUUGGAACUGGGAUGAGUUAGAGCAUCUAGCUCAAGGAUCUCUGGCUGGCCAUCUUCUAGAAUGUGGUUGUCAACUCACAGGAGGAUAUUUCAUGCAUCCAGGAGACAAGUACCGUGAUAUGUCCUUCCAGCAACUACUGGAUUUAUCACUUCCUUAUGCUGAAAUCCGUUUUGACGGAGAGGUGUGUGUGGCAAAGGCUGAAGGUAGUGGCGGAGUAAUAAAUUUCAAUACAUGUGCUGAACAAUUACUCUACGAGAUUGGAGAUCCCAGUGCUUAUGUGACUCCUGAUGUAGUCAUUGACUUUCAGGAUGUUUCCUUCCUUCCAUUAUCAAGCAGUAGAGUACUUUGUUUUGGGGCAAAGCCAUCUACUAUAUCAGGUCCUGAUAAACUUUUGCAGUUAGUUCCAAAGGAUUGUGGUUGGAAAGGAUGGGGAGAGAUAUCUUAUGGAGGCUAUGAAUGUGUUAAACGUGCCCAAGCAGCUGAAUUUGUGGUUAGAUCAUGGAUGGAAGAAAUAAUUCCUGGUCUUAAUCACCAUAUACUUUCUUAUCUGAUUGGGUAUGAUAGCCUCAAAGCUUUUAGCAGCGAUGAAAAUGCUUCGCCGCAGAGGACUAGUGAAGAUAUUAGGUUACGCAUGGACGGACUUUUUGAGCAGAAAGAACACGCUAUCCAGUUUACCAGAGAGUUUACGGCAUUGUAUACAAACGGGCCAGCUGGUGGUGGAGGUAUCAGUACUGGAUAUAAGAAAGAGAUUCUUCUAGAAAAACAUUUGGUUAACCGUGAAGAUGUUUUCUGGCGAAUUGGGAUAAAGAGAAGCACAAAAAGCCAGUCAAACGCAGUAGUUGAUCAUGAAUACAAUCUGAAGCACAUAUCGACAUUGCAACCAAAGUUACAAUCCGAAACUGACAAAUCCUCGGAAUUUGUUUCAUCUUGUAGAAGUUCCACACCAGCUCCAUCGGGACAGAAGAUUCCACUUUACAAUGUAGCACAUAGCAGAGCUGGAGAUAAAGGAAAUGACAUUAAUUUUUCCCUCAUCCCACAUUUUCCUCCUGAUAUCAAGAGAUUGAAACCAAUCAUCACAUGUGAAUGGGUAAAAUCAGUUCUCUCACCACUUCUAGAUAUGUCUUGUUCUCUUGAUUUCGAUGCAAGAGAUCAAAGAGAUAAAUUUGUCGGUGAAAAUGUUAAUGUUGAGAUAUAUGAAGUUAAGGGAAUCCAGUCACUGAAUAUUGUUGUCAGGAACAUCUUAGACGGCGGUGUCAACUGUUCGCGAAGAAUUGAUCGGCAUGGAAAGACCAUUUCGGAUCUCAUAUUGUGCCAACAAGUUGUGUUGCCACCAUGA
Messenger RNA from Lathyrus sativus (Indian pea), 1947 nucleotides. NCBI's taxonomy places the organism in Eukaryota, Viridiplantae, Streptophyta, Magnoliopsida, Fabales, Fabaceae. The record is from the annotation of a GenBank genome assembly.